CAUACAUACAUGCAUGUAUACCGACAGGAAAAAGGAAAAAACGGCGAAAUUAUAAAACGAAUAUUUAACGUUAACGGCGUGAGAAGAAAAGAAAGGGGGGGUUCAGGAAUUUCAUAAGAAUUUCAUUUUUUCAUUCCCCCUCCAACCCCUAACCCCUUUUUAUUUCUUGCCUAUCCCCACAUUAAUCCAGAACACCAUAAAAAAAAAGAUUUUUUUUUUUCAAAAGGAAACCUGGGAGAAAAUAAGAAAUAGAAAAGAUGCACAAGCUCUUCCCCCGCAGCGGCUUCUUCGACUUCGAGACCGUCCGCAUCCUCGGCACCACAUGCUACGGUGGCGCGGACGUGGCCGAGGUGCUGGAGGCGGUGGGGGAGAUCCGGUCGGACGACGCGGCGUCGUGGGAGGAGGCGUGGCGCAGGCAGUCGUGGCGAGCGGAGGCGCUGGCGGAUGAGGCGCGCGACACCGGCGACCGCGACGCCGCCCUGCGCGGCUACCUGCGCGCCUCCAACUACGCCCGCGCCAGCGGCUACAUGUACGUCUCGAGCCCCAGCGAGGACGAAGCCGCCGGUGGCGACCUGGUACAGGACCCGCGGGCUUUGCCUGUGGCAGAAAAGGUCGGCAGGCUCUUCCGCCAGGCCCUGCCCCUCAUGGAGGGCGAGGUGCGCGUUUUGCAGAUCCCCUACAACGAGUACGUCCUGCCCGGGUACCUAUAUCUGCCGCCGGCUAGCCGGCGGAUUCCGGGGCGAGAGAAGAUUCCCGUCCUGGUGAACACCGGCGGCGCUGACUCCUGCCAGGAGGAGCUGUACUAUCUCAACCCGGCCGCGGGGCCGGGCAUGGGGUAUGCGGUCCUCACGUUCGAUGGCCCUGGACAGGGCAUCAUGCUGAGGAAGUACGGGCUACAGAUGCGUCCUGACUGGGAGGCUGUCACAGGUUCAGUCAUCGAUUACCUCGAGACGUAUAGCGGGCAGCAUCCCGAGUUGGAGCUCGACGUGAACUCCAUUGCCGUCUCUGGCGCGUCUAUGGGGGGGUACUACGCCCUGAGAGCGGCUUCUGAUCACAGAGUGAAGGCUUGUGUUUCUAUUGAUCCCUUCUAUGACAUGUGGGACUUCGGCACCGCGCACGUCUCCCCCCUCUUCAUAUCCGCCUGGACCUCCGGUCUCCUCAGCUCUGGGUUCGUCGACAAGCUCAUGUCCAUCGUCUCCCGCUUAUCCUUCCAGAUGAAGUGGGAGAUCUCCGUGACGGGGACCAUCUUCGGGCUGUCGUCGCCGUCGCAGAUCCUGCUGAACAUGAAGAAGUACACUCUGAGCAGCACCAGCACCGGCAAGGACGACUCCUCCACCACUGCUACAGACAGCUUCUUAUCUAGGGUCCGGUGCCCGGUGCUCCUCUCCGGCGCAGGCAAGUCGCUGUACCUGGACGCGGCGAGCCACACGCGCAAGUGCUACGACGGCCUUAUCAAUGUCGCGGCCAAGGAUAAGGAGGUGUGGGUGCCGGAGAGCGAGGGCCAGGGCAGCCUGCAGGCGAAGAUGGGCGCGUUGGCGUUGGCUAAUCAGAAGACGUAUCGGUUUCUGGACAAGGCGUUUGGGAUCAAGAGGGAGCCACUGAAGGUUGCGCUUCAUGACUAAAAAUAGAAAAUGUAUACAUGUACCUUGUUUUAAACGAUCUUUCGAUGGUAAUUAUUAGGCUGAGCUUGUAAAUUUUGGUGAAUUUCGGUACAAUUAGGAUCGAGUUGAUAUAUACCUAGGUAAGGUUGACAGUUUCACAUUUAAGUAGAAUGGAGAAUAUGAUCAUGUUAUCAUCGAG
Messenger RNA from Hypoxylon fragiforme, 1800 nucleotides. RefSeq names its product alpha/beta-hydrolase. Bases 258 to 1622 code for a protein of 454 amino acids. NCBI's taxonomy places the organism in Eukaryota, Fungi, Ascomycota, Sordariomycetes, Xylariales, Hypoxylaceae. The record is from RefSeq and is a predicted model, not a curated record. The transcript has 2 exons.